This is a messenger RNA of Magnolia sinica, 1276 nucleotides long. Its product is annotated as caffeic acid 3-O-methyltransferase-like. Gene Ontology annotation, biological process: methylation. The transcript is spliced from 4 exons. Gene Ontology annotation, molecular function: O-methyltransferase activity; protein dimerization activity; S-adenosylmethionine-dependent methyltransferase activity. The record is from RefSeq and is a predicted model, not a curated record. NCBI's taxonomy places the organism in Eukaryota, Viridiplantae, Streptophyta, Magnoliopsida, Magnoliales, Magnoliaceae. The coding region runs from base 76 to 1161 and encodes 361 amino acids.
UUCAACCACAAAACACCUCCAAAUUACAAAUCUCUAAUUCCAACCUCCAAACCCUCCCUCGCCACUCCCUCCAACAUGGCUCCAACUUUCAAUCAGUCUACAACCUCUAAUGAUGAAGAAGAGUGUAUGUUUGCCAUGCAACUGGCGAGCGCAUCGGUCCUCCCCAUGGCUUUGAAAGCAGCCAUCGAGCUCGACGUGCUGGAGAUAAUAGCGAAAGGUGGGCCAGGGGCCCACCUUUCACCAUAUGAGAUAGCCUCUCAACUCCCCACACAGAACCCAGAGGCCCCCACCAUGCUUGAUCGUAUCCUUAGGCUCUUGGCUAGCUACUCUGUCCUCACAUGCUCCCUCCUAACGCACGAUGAUGGGCGUGUUGAGAGGCUGUAUGGCCUGGCACCUGUGUGCAAGUUCCUUGUUAAAAACCAAGAUGGAGUGUCCAUAGCUCCUUUGGUGCUCAUGAACCAAGAUAAGGUGCUCAUGGAAAGCUGGUAUCACUUAAAAGAUGCAGUUCUAGAUGGUGGCAUCCCCUUCAACAAAGCCUAUGGAAUGACUGCAUUUGAUUACCAUGGCACAGAUCCCAGGUUCAACAAGGUUUUCAACAGAGGCAUGGCCGAUCAUUCUACCAUAACCAUGAAGAGGAUUCUAGAAACAUACAAGGGAUUUGAAGGGUUGAAGAAGGUGGUUGAUGUGGGUGGUGGGACAGGGGCCAUCCUCAACAUGAUCGUCUCUAAAUAUCCACAUAUCAAGGGUACCAAUUACGAUUUGCCGCAUGUUGUUGCCGAUGCACCCGACUAUCCUGGUGUGACUCAUGUUGGAGGGGAUAUGUUUGCCAGCGUCCCAAGUGGAGAUGCAAUUUUCAUGAAGUGGAUACUCCAUGACUGGAGCGACGAGCACUGUGCGAAGAUUCUGAAGAACUGCUACAAAGCAUUGCCGGACUCUGGGAAAGUGAUAAUCGCCGAGUCAAUUCUUCCAGUGGCCCCAGAGACUAACCUAGCGGCCCAGGGCGUUUUCCAAUUAGACAAUAUCAUGUUAGCCCACAAUCCGGGUGGAAAGGAGAGGAUGGAGAAGGAGUUCGAGGCCUUGGCAAAGGGAGCUGGGUUCGCCAGUUUUAAAGUCAUAUGUUGCACUUAUGGCACUUGGGUCAUGGAGUUCUUGAAGGUGUGAUUUCUAGCUUGGGUACCGUUUGGUUAUUGUCUGUGACUCUGUUGUGCUUUGAGAGGGGUCAUUUUGUAACUUGAAUAAAACUAUGCAUAUGGUUUGUUGAUUUGAGUUCCAUGCA